Messenger RNA from Penicillium macrosclerotiorum, 1962 nucleotides. RefSeq lists its product as uncharacterized. Lineage: Eukaryota; Fungi; Ascomycota; Eurotiomycetes; Eurotiales; Aspergillaceae. The coding region runs from base 1 to 1962 and encodes 653 amino acids. The record is from RefSeq and is a predicted model, not a curated record. The transcript has a single exon.
AUGCUCCGCGCCAAGGUGCUACAGGACUUGGCACACGAAAAGAGCCAACAUGAGGUUUUGAAGCUGAAGUUCUUCGAAAUGAAGGCGCAACGGCAGUGGCUCGGCGAAAGGCUCGACGAAUCUGAGCGACUGCUGGAUCUGCACGACAGCAAUGUCGAAUAUAAAGAUACGCAGAUCAGCCAGCUUCGGCACGAGCUGGCCGAGGAACGCAGGCGCAGGCAAACGACUGAAGAGUACACGACCAGGAUGGAAACGGAACUAUUUCAGGCCUCAGUUGCCAACGAAAACCUUCGGGGGAGUGAGGAUGAACAUAGAGUCAGUGCUCUCAAAUUGACGCUGCAAGUGAUGAUGAAGGAAGCUCAAAUCGUCAAAGAGUCUUUUGCAAAGUGUCGCCAAGACAUGGCUAACUAUGCACGAUCCAUCUACAUCAACGCCGAUGAUUGGGCUGCAUUCAGAGCUUUCUUUCAAACUCACCAGUCAUCCCAAGAGCAACAGGAUGACGAGCUUCGCAACAUGGCUAGGAGGCUAGGCGAAAAUUUGCAGCUGAUGAACGAGGCCAUCAGCCAAGUAUUCCUCCUGACCAAUGUGAAGCAAUCCCAACACCGUCUCGAUCCAACCUCCUCACAGGGCGCUUUGCAGAAACGCUCCAGCACCUCGGUUGCCAAUAGCUGGAGGCCUGUAAAACGCCCGUGUCUGUCAACCGUGCGAGAUGGAGCCUUACUUGGCUCCACGCCUAAUGAAUCCUUCUUCUUUCACUACGAAAAAUACCGUCAUCCAGUAUCUUCAACAAAGAGUGCCAGGAAUAGUGGGCCUCGUAAGAUAUUGCAAGAGGACGAGGCAGAGUUGAAUUGGUGGCAGCAACAAGAGCGUCAAGCCCUCUUUGAGGACUUCGCAGUGGCUGAAGCUCGGAUGGGCAUCGACGCCUUGCACCUUCCCCCAUCUCAUCCAAAUCCCGAUAUCUACAACAAUCCGGGAUGGCAUGGGGUGGGUCAUCUGUCAUUCAAUACCUCGCCAGGGUCCUCCGAUGACGGGAAAGACGAGGACAGCGCGGAGUACAUACCUCCUUAUGAGGAAAGAUUCGAAUGGGGGCAGAAUGGAAUUCGAUUGAUUCGAGAAGAGCAGUCACUUGAAAUUGUUCAAGUGCGUACCGGGCUGGAGUGGUUGGAGCUGGAGUUGAAAUCUGCGAGCCCCUCUGCACUGCCUCUGGCGUGGCAACAGACCAUUCUGGGCUCACCUCGCAAGCGCGUUCAGUUCUCGGAGAAAUAUACCAUCGCAGAACAUGAUGAUGAGAGCCCGGUUCCGAGGAAACGCCAGAGAACAAAUGAAUAUCCCUCAUCCUUUACCACAUAUCCUCAAUCGGCCCUCAAAGGGUUCCUUGGACAUCCAGAAAAAGUGGCCAAUCACACAGAGGUCGCAAAUUCAAUACCUCCAAAAUUGCCCACUUGGCAGAGAGACAUUCCGCUACUGCCAUUCAGAUCUUUUGGGACACAAACAAACGAAGAAAUCCAAGAUCCCACGGCACUCCGAUAUCGACUCCGGUCCAAGCCAAAAGUCCCAACACAAUCUCAUGCAAAACAUGAACGCAAACACAGAAAAUUGCGAAGACUCUCCAAAUCCAACCCUUAUCUUCAAGUCCCGAAAUUUAUCAGAAAAAUGCCAGGUGCCUGGCCAGUAAGCCCUCGAGCAACAACAAAGACCUCUUCUCCUCAAAGCCACAAGAGCCCAUCACAGCGUUUCAAGGAUACCUUAACGCGGGUGGCACCAAUUCUCGCUGGUACAGCGGCGGUAGCCGCGACAUUCUGGGGGUUAAAACAACUCAAUGCAUAUGAUAAGUGGAUCGAUUCCAAUGACCUCUACAACGGCUCAGUGUCCGGAUCUUUAAACUCGCGCUUCUCGGAUGUCGGGUGGAUGGAGUACAAACUUACGAAGUGGCUCGGUCUUGACCGCACCCUUUUGGGUUAA